Dendrobium catenatum is the source of this 1308-nucleotide messenger RNA. RefSeq lists its product as uncharacterized. Gene Ontology annotation, biological process: DNA integration. The transcript is spliced from 5 exons. The record is from RefSeq and is a predicted model, not a curated record. The coding region runs from base 1 to 1308 and encodes 435 amino acids. NCBI's taxonomy places the organism in Eukaryota, Viridiplantae, Streptophyta, Magnoliopsida, Asparagales, Orchidaceae.
AUGCGGUUGGCCAAGGCCUACUACGUAUUUGAGGACGUAGUUCUUUCGCAUAGCGGAAUUACAGGAAGUUGUAAAAGAUUUUCUCAAAUUGCUCGCCUUUUGACGAGACGACUCAGAAGUAUUCAGCUCACUUCUGAUGAUUUUCUGAUUCGUGAUAUGGAACGUUUGCAGUUGGAGGUGAUUUCCUCCAGUAGUUUGGCUUCUGGAGUUUUGACUCAGUUGAGCAUUCAGUCUUCUUUGGAAGACAGGAUUCAGGAAGCCCAGAAGUUAGAUUUUGAUUAUUCGACGUUGAUUGCUCAGAUUGAAUCUGGUAAGAAGCCUGAACUCCGAGUUUCUGAUUCUGGUGCUAUUUUCUGUAAUAACAGAUUGUGGGUACCUGUGUUCGGAGAUUUGAGGCGGGAAAUUCUGUAUGAAUCUCAUCAUUCAGGCUACACUGUUCAUCCGGGAAGUGGCAAGAUGUACGGAGAUAUGAAGAGUUUGUUCUGGUGGCCGGGAAUGAAAAAGGAUGUAGCAGAUUUUGUUGCUAGAUGCGAGGCCUGUCAGCAAGGGCACGAUGCCAUUUGGGUGAUUGUGGAUCGACUGACGAAGUCUGCUCAUUUUCUUCCGAUCAGACAGACCGAUCCGGUGGAUCGAUUGGCACAGGUAUAUGUGAAAGAGAUUGUCAGAUUACACGGUGUGCCUAAGAUGAUUGUUUCUGAUCGAGAUGGACGGUUUACUUCCAGACUUUGGAAAGGUAUUCAGCAAGGUUUGGGUACGAAGUUGCAUUUCAGUAUAGCUUUUCAUCUGCAGACUGACGGACAUAUUGGAAUGGCACCGUAUGAAGCUUUGUAUGACCGGAAGUGUAGAACUCCUUUGACUUUGACUAAGAUUGAAGAUAGACAGGAGAUGGGUGCCACUUUUGUAAAAGAAACUGUUAAGAAAGUUGAUUUGAUUAAAGAAAGAUUUGGCAGAAUGAGUAAGCUCAGUCCAAGGUAUGUUGGACCGUAUGAAAUCCUUGAGAGGAUUGGUAAAUCUGCUUAUAGACUGUUGCUAUCUGAUCAGAUGUCCGAUGUUCACAAUGUGUUCCACGUAUCUACUUUGAGAAAGUGGAUAUCUGACUCUAGAAAGAAGGUAUCUGCUGAUGAGGUUGAGAUUCAGGAGAAUUUGAGCUAUCAAGAAGAACCCGAGUUGAUUCUAGCUUACGAUGUUCGUAAGUUGAGAAGUAAAGAGAUUCCGAUGGUUAAGGGGCAGUGGAAGCACCGAACUGCACGGGAAGCGACUUGGGAGAAAGAAUCGGACAUGAGGAAGUCGUAUCGGUACUUAUUUUGA